UCUGCGCCCGCGUCCCCGAGCUUCUCUUCCGCGGGCUCUUAUAGCGGCCGUGGCUGGGCACCCGGAGGGAUUGAGUGACCCGGCGAGCCAGCGAAGGCGUGGGUCAGCAGCUGCAAGACUCUUGAGACACCGACGCCGCAACAUGGGGGCCCCGCUGCUGUGGCUGCUGGCAGCUGUGUUGCUCUGCGCUCGGGCCGCCUCCGGAACUGGAAACAACAUUUGGACAACUGUAGAUGUUUCUGGACAUAGAACGCUCCUGACCUGUAAAUUGAAAGAAGCUAUUUCAGGUCCCAUUGAGGGUCAUCGAUGGCUGAAGGGUGGCAAGGUGUUGAAAGAAGAUAAAUCGGAUAGUCUAAUCACAGAAUAUGAGGUUGUUUCAGAUGAUAAAUCCGGAGAGUAUCAGUGCAUUUUUCUUCCAGAACUUGCAGGAAGGGCUGAUGUACAAGUAAAAGGUCCCCCAAAGAUUAUUAUUAACAAGAAGUCAGAAUAUGGGAAUGAGGGAGACUCGAUAAUUCUUAUGUGUAGGAGUUCUUCCUAUCCCUCUAUUGAACAAUGGAAAUGGUACAAAGAAAAUGAGAUGGAAAGUAAUGUGAUCCUUGUAAAUGAUACUGAAGGGAGGAUGACAAUAAUAAGCACCCCUGAAAAAACAGAGCUCCACAUUAAUUCAGCAGAUAUAAAGGAGGAUCCUGGAAAGUACAUCUGCAAUGGCACCAACUCUGAGGGCUCUGGUACUGCUGUAAUUACUUUGAAGGUGCGCAGCCGUCUGGCUGCACUUUGGCCCUUCCUGGGCAUUGUGGCAGAGGUUCUGAUCCUUGUCAUCAUUAUCUUCAUCUAUGAAAAGAGGAGAAGGACCGAUGAUGUUGGUGAAGAUGAAGAUGGAGGUGCCGCACCACUGAAAAGCAGCUCGGUUUUAAAUGAGAAAAGUAGUGGCAGCAUUCGUCAGAGAAAUUCCAACUGAGCAAAGGUGACUUCUGAUGAAGACCUUGCCUGGAUGGAUGUGUGUGUGUGUGUUUCUUUGCAAUGUAGUGUGGAGUAUAUUCCUAAUGUACCUUGCAAAAUGCAAGUUGUCUUCACCAAAUUAUAGCUAACUAAGUUGUAAAUUCAAAUACUUUUAAAAUUUGUUGGAGGGUGGCAGUUUUUUUUAAAAUGUUUUUGGUUUUUUUGUCCCACCCCACUCCCCCCCACCCCCCCCAACCCCCCAUGUAAAUUUUUGUCCCUUGGCCACCAGUCAGUCUGGUCUCUGGCAUCAGUCCCUCAGGGAUGUGGGGUAAUAGAUAUCACGGUCCAUGUGCCUGUCCUCUUCUAGAUGACUCUACCCUUAUUCUGGGCAGUGAGUCACAGAACUGGGGAGAGAGUUCUCUUGGCAGGAAGAGUCCUUUCUUUUUUUAGAGGCCCAGCUGCCAAUAAGAGAGAAGAUUCCAUAGCGGCUGGCCGCGUGUUCGAAAAGGGUAGAGUGUGUAUUAUUGUGUUGUGUGGAGGGAAGAGUCCAGUGGGGCAGAAUAUAAUCUGCUUCUGCCUGUCUAAAUAAAUGAGGUGGCUUAAAAAAAUUUGGUCCUGCUAACCUGCCUGUCUGAAGCAAUUAAUGUCUUGUCUUUUUUAAAGAAAAAUCAUAUUUGAAGCCACAAGUAUUACUAACCCUUCUUGGGAGAUGUUCAAAUGACCUUUUCUGUGUGACAUGAGCCGACCUCAGUACUUAAGAAUAAGUAAUGGGCAAACAGCUACAAAGGCCCCUCUCUUAUUCCCUGAAAUGUUCUCACUGGCAAUGUGCUCACACCCCUGAAAGGGCCCUUGCCCCUUUGGUUCACAGUGUGAUAUCCCUGCAGGGUAAACCACACCACCGACUUACCCCAUAUUUGAGUGUUGUUAUUUUCUUCUCAGUGUUCCAAGCUUGCCAUUCAAGGCCUUUUCUUCCAAAACGCUACCUUCCAGCUAGACCAUAUGAAAAAUGGAAUAAAUCUAGCAAUGGUGAUUGUAGUAAUAAUUUAUUGCACAGACUUCUAUUUAGUAUCCUUGUUAUAUCAUUGGCACAGUGGCGCCAACCACAUAGGGGGUGGCAGAACCGUGUGGUUUUUUUAGGCUAAACGUGUCUUAACAGUUGGUUAUCUUUACAUACACAUAACAGGCAACAGUAAAACCUAUUCCACUUGAAAUGUGGGCUCCUCAUCCCCAUCUGACCUAGGAAGCUGUGGGGGCAUAAAUCCAUACACAACCUGUGCUCAUUGCCAGUCCCCUAGUAUUUUGAGACACCCCUGCCUGUUAACAUUUCACCAAUAAAGACAUCUUUUUCCAUUUUCCA
Gracilinanus agilis (Agile Gracile Mouse Opossum) is the source of this 2296-nucleotide messenger RNA. It is a transcript of the gene BSG, whose product is annotated as basigin (Ok blood group). The transcript is spliced from 8 exons. Gene Ontology annotation, biological process: axon guidance; homophilic cell-cell adhesion; dendrite self-avoidance. Gene Ontology annotation, cellular component: axon; plasma membrane. The coding region runs from base 143 to 958 and encodes 271 amino acids. NCBI's taxonomy places the organism in Eukaryota, Metazoa, Chordata, Mammalia, Didelphimorphia, Didelphidae. The record is from RefSeq and is a predicted model, not a curated record. Gene Ontology annotation, molecular function: cell-cell adhesion mediator activity.